AUGGGUGAUCGUCCGCUGCGAUUGUUGAUCGUGCUGCCCUCUUGGGUGGGGGAUGUGGUGAUGGCGACGCCUGCGAUUCGUCGGAUCCGUGAUGCGAUGCCUGGGAUAUUCAUCGGUGCGUUGUGUCGACCUGGGAUUGAUCAGUUGAUUGGUGCUGGGGGCGGCGAGAGCGAUCUGUUUGAUGAGGUGCAUGUGUUUGUGCCUCAUGGGAUGAUGGCGACGAAGAAGGCGGCGGCGAAGGUGCGUCCUCGGCGCUACGACACGGCGCUCUUGAUGACGAACUCGUUCUCGACGGCGCUGACGACGCGGAUCGCGUUUAUCCCGAGACGGAUCGGGUACGAGCGGGACGGACGCGGGAUGCUGCUGACGGACAAGGUGAUCCCGCCUCGCAAUGCGGAUCGGUCGUGGAAGAUGGUCCCGGCGGUGGAUUACUACUGGAAUCUCGCGUCGUAUCUGCUUGAUGAGACGCUGGUGGAUUGGUCGGUGCAUGAGCCGGCGGAUUGUGUUUCGAUGCCUUUGGCGCUUCCGAGCGGGGCGCGGAUGGAGCUGCCGAUCUCGGAAGCGGAUCAGGCGAAGUGUGAUGAGAUCCUGAGUGCUGCGGGUGUUGAUGGUUCCUACGCGAUUCUGAAUCCCGGCGGGAACAACGAGGCGAAGCGCUGGCCCGCGGAUCGGUUUGCGGAGCUCGCGGACUGGUUGCAUGCUGAGCAUGGGCUCGCGGUGCUGCUCAAUGGAUCUCCGGCUGAGUCGGAGUUGAUUGAUGAGAUCCGAUCGCUGAGCGCGAGUGAUCCGGUUUCGCUUCCGGCGCUUGGCAAUACGCUUGGUGGUCUCAAGGCGAUCUGUAAGGGGGCUCGGAUCAUGGUGACGAAUGACACGGGUCCUCGGCACAUUGCGGCGGCGAUGGGGACAUCUUUGGUGACGCUGUUUGGUCCGACGGAUCCGAGGUGGACGACCAUCCCGGUUGAGCCGUUGGGUGAUGGACGCGAGAGCGAGGUGGUUCUGGUCGCGGAUCCGACGCUCGAUGCGCGCGAAUCGGCGAACGAUCAUCCGGAGCGGUGCGCGGUGGAUCGGAUCGAGCUUGGGCGCGUGCAGCAGGCGGUCGAGUUCCUGUUUAAGAAUAACUCGUUCGCAUAA
Messenger RNA from Symbiodinium sp. CCMP2592, 1131 nucleotides. Lineage: Eukaryota; Dinophyceae; Suessiales; Symbiodiniaceae. The record is from the annotation of a GenBank genome assembly.